Messenger RNA from Rodentolepis nana, 1500 nucleotides. The record is from the annotation of a GenBank genome assembly. Lineage: Eukaryota; Metazoa; Platyhelminthes; Cestoda; Cyclophyllidea; Hymenolepididae.
AUGGAGUGUGAAGGAUGUUUCACACUUAAUCGAGACAGUAAUUCAAAUAAUUGCCAAGAUAAGAACAUUGCAAAAUGUAUCAGAAUGGCAGAAAUUAGGUCCGAGAUACCUCCACCUCCAAAAGCAUUUUCACCAUUAUACAAUCCGCGUGAAUCGGAUAUAAAAUGUGAAUUGUGCUCAAAACCAGCUCAUUUGCAAUGUUCUGUUUGUAAAGUUACCUACUACUGUUCUAUAAACCACCAAAAAGUUGACUGGGUUGGCAUCCACGACCAAAUAUGUACUCUCUUACAGUGGAUACGUCAACCUUCAACAGUGACUUGUCCUGAAGAAGAACGCCGAAAGAAGAUGGAAGAAAUUCAGAGCGCCAGAAUGAAAAUGGUAGAGCUGGCAAGAACAACAGCGAUGAGACUCCUUUUUAAUGGAAAUUAUGAAACUGCUCUUUCUGCUGCUCUGCAGUGUCUGAAGUUUUCUUCUGAACUCUAUGGCACUUCAAGCGCUGAGCUGGUUAUUCCUUAUCUCUUAAUAGCUGAAGCAUAUAUAGGCCUUAAGCAACUAGAAGAAUCAGAAUCUUAUCUUGCUCAGGCUCAGUGGAUUAUGUUCAAGACAGAACACGAAUGUUCGGAUGCCAUACGUUCAGCGGUUCAGAGGAAACUAGGAUUGCUUUUGGCUGCUAAAGGCGAAUAUUCACUGGCCCUGGAAUGCCUUGCUCAAGAUGUUUAUUACUCCUCCUGUGCAUUUGGAGCAAGCCACAUCCGAACUGCUGGGGGUUAUUUUCAAAUGGCUGAGGUGUAUUAUAGCCUCUACCAAUGCGAGAAGGAACCACCGAAUGAAGAGAACACAGCCGCCGCUUGCCCGAGGGGUAUGAUAAAUCCUUCAGCAACCCAACAGAUACCGGGUUUCGACUCAUGUCGACCAAUGCCACCAGCCCUGCCAAUAAAAAAGCAUGACUCAUGUGAAGAUAUCUCCUUGUCUUCAAGCUCACCUCUAUUUCUUUCACACAUCUACAAGAAACCGUCAGUGUUGAAAAAGCCUGCUAAAAAAGAUCGAGUUGCCGAUGAUCUCUAUUCGAGGGUGGUACAUAUCUGGGCUAAUCACCUGUUUUUAAUCAUUUCAACCAAGUAUCGAAUACCCAGUGUACCCGCAGAAUGUGGACCAGAAUUUGAUGAGUUGAAACCUGUUGAAGAAAAGGAACUUGAUCCGACGGAUGCAGCGGAAGCCAAGAAGGUGCUGACAGCGAUAAACAAAUAUCGCGCGCACAGAGCCACAUGGGAUCGGGUGGAAUUCAACAACUCAACUGCCGGACGUCCAGAUCCAAGAGCUCGACUUCUGCUGGCACUCUCAAUGCUCUUCUGGCUUAUUGAUGAACAACUUAAGGCACGUCAGUACUACGACGAUGCAGUCGUAGCGGUGGCUAAAGCAGAAAAGAGCACGAAACUGCAAUUGGAGUUGGAUUUUCUUAAAGCCUUAUUUGAACAACAACCACCGAAAAUCAAACCUUGA